Messenger RNA from Cylicocyclus nassatus, 249 nucleotides. Lineage: Eukaryota; Metazoa; Nematoda; Chromadorea; Rhabditida; Strongylidae. The record is from the annotation of a GenBank genome assembly.
AUGCGACUACAAUGCGUCAAAGCGACCGCGAUCCAAUAUUGUUCUCCAUUAUCGGCUCUAUCAAAGAGCGACAAACAGGAUCAGUUGCAAGGGUUCGCUGAGGAGGAAAUCGGUCAGCUUCUCCCUUCUCAUCUGAGCGUAGGAGGCAAUGGAGGCUUGUUUUUCUUCAGUCCCUAUCUAAUCAUGCUCUCCGCACUUGCUGUUUGGAAUCGCCCAUCCUCUCUUUCUAGGUAUCACUGCUACGCAUGA